Messenger RNA from Pimephales promelas (fathead minnow), 1941 nucleotides. RefSeq names its product DExD-box helicase 39B (gene ddx39b). NCBI's taxonomy places the organism in Eukaryota, Metazoa, Chordata, Actinopteri, Cypriniformes, Leuciscidae. Gene Ontology annotation, molecular function: RNA helicase activity; ATP binding; nucleic acid binding. The record is from RefSeq and is a predicted model, not a curated record.
CAAUUCGUCGCUUUUUGAUGACGUUGCGAACGUAUCCAGCAGGCAGCAGCAGGUGUAGUGAAAAAUCCAACUGCUUCAUACAGCAUUUCGAGAUGACGGAGAACGACGUUGAUAAUGAGCUGUUAGACUAUGAGGAGGAUGAAGUUGAUGGCGUUGCUGGAGAUACAGGGCUUGGACACAGCGACAGUGUCAUAUCCAUCAGGAAAGAAGGGGUCAAAGGGUCAUACGUGUCCAUCCACUCCUCAGGAUUCAGGGAUUUCCUUCUCAAACCAGAACUCCUGAGAGCUAUAGUAGACUGUGGCUUUGAGCAUCCAUCUGAGGUUCAGCAUGAAUGCAUUCCUCAGGCGAUCUUGGGGAUGGACGUAUUGUGUCAGGCCAAGUCUGGAAUGGGGAAGACGGCUGUCUUUGUGUUGGCCACCCUUCAGCAGCUGGAGCCAGUGACCGGUCAGGUAUCAGUGUUGGUGAUGUGUCAUACUCGAGAACUGGCGUUCCAGAUCAGCAAAGAGUAUGAGCGCUUCUCCAAAUACAUGCCGAGUGUCAAGGUGGCAGUGUUCUUUGGGGGUUUAUCUAUAAAGAAGGAUGAGGAGGUGCUGAAGAGAGAGAGCCCUCAUGUGGUGGUGGGAACUCCUGGACGUAUUUUAGCUCUGUCUCGCAACAAGAGUCUCAACCUGCGACACAUCAAGCACUUCAUCCUUGAUGAAUGCGACAAGAUGCUGGAGCAACUUGACAUGCGGCGGGAUGUCCAGGAAAUCUUUCGCAUGACCCCUCACGAGAAGCAAGUCAUGAUGUUCAGUGCUACCCUGAGUAAAGAGAUCCGUCCCAUCUGUAGAAAGUUCAUGCAAGAUCCGAUGGAAAUUUUUGUGGACGACGAGACCAAGCUGACGCUUCACGGCCUCCAGCAGUACUACGUCAAACUGAAGGACAACGAGAAGAACAGGAAGCUCUUUGACCUCUUGGAUGUGUUGGAGUUCAACCAGGUGGUGAUCUUCGUUAAAUCGGUGCAGCGUUGUAUCGCUCUUGCUCAGUUGCUGGUGGAGCAAAAUUUCCCUGCCAUUGCCAUUCAUAGAGCGAUGCUUCAAGAUGAAAGACUAGCUCGAUAUCAGCAAUUUAAGGAUUUCCAGAGACGAAUCCUGGUGGCCACAAACCUGUUUGGCCGAGGUAUGGACAUCGAAAGGGUCAACAUUGCGUUCAACUACGACAUGCCUGAAGAUUCGGACACGUACCUGCAUAGGGUUGCUAGAGCCGGCAGGUUUGGAACCAAAGGUCUGGCCAUCACCUUUGUGUCAGAUGAGUCUGACGCGCGCACUUUGAACGAUGUUCAGGACAGGUUUGAGGUGAACAUCAGCGAGCUUCCAGAGGAGAUCGACAUCUCGUCGUACAUUGAACAAACCCGAUAAAGAAGACGACACAUCAGGCAGCAGUUUUUUCGGAGGAUGCGUUGCAUGGCAUUGUAGCAUUUGGUAGCAACUGAGAGUUUUUAUUUCAUAUAGAUUUAUUGUGUUAGUGUAUACUUGAACAGAUCAUAUCACAGUGUUAUCCUAAAUGUGGUGGGUUUCUUAAUUCCUCCUCAGUAGGUCAGUUCUGUUUUUGCUUGUUGAAAAGGGAAACAAAUUAUUUAACAUUUUAUUAUUUUUCCUCUCAAUAUGAAUAAUUUCCCGUUUGCCUUAUUCCGUUUUAGUUAUUUAUAAUAAAGAGGCAUAUUUUUUGUUUUUUUUUGUGUGAGGAGUUUAUCAUUGGAUUAUAAUGAACCAUACAGUUUGCAUUGAUGUAAAAUUAUUUGAAAGUUAUUAAAGAUAUUAGCAGUUAUACUGAAUGCUUGUUACCAGUAAAGUAGGUAUUAAUGAAAUAUAUUCAGUGUUCGUUCGAUUGCCAGACCAACGGACGCUUUGUUUAACUAUCAAUGCUGGUUAAACCAAAUAAACUAUGUUUGUUUAAUUUACA